GAACGCCUGGUGGGGUAGUGUUUCUUGAAUCCCGCGGCCAUGGUGGACGUUUUCAGAAAGAGCUGUUUGGCCAAUUCUGCCAGCAGCGUCAGCACGGCGGAACCUGAUGAGAACAAUCGGCUCAAGUGGCCACCGCUGGGGAUUUGUGAGAGCUGGAUGAGGGACUUUGACUCCUUCAAUCUGUUGAGCUUCAGCCUCCUGGACUUGGAACGCUUUGAGUUCGAUCAUGUUCUUCGUCCCAGCUCCGCGCUUUGGAAGGCCCAGAUCGAAGUGCACUUGGACCGCCGUGUGGGUUCGAAGGUGGUGGCAAAACGCUUUUUCAGGGCAUACCUGAAAGACAGCCCCGUGGACUUCCGAAAGGCCAAAUCUGGAGGAAGUGAAGGCCCCUGGAGCGAACUUUUUCUAGCCCUCAAGCUGGGGAAACACCUCCCAGGUCCAGGGGUGCUUCCCUGCCAUGGGAUUUUCAUCCAUCCAUCGGGCGAUGUGAUGGUCAUGAUGGAAUAUGCAACCUGCGGCGAUCUCUUUGACUUGGCCGGCUGCUUGGGAGAGCCGGGUCCCCCACGAGAAGUCCUCGCGGUGCAGCUCCUGCGUUCGCUGCUCCGUGCCGUGCGCUUCCUGCACCACGAGGUGGGCAUCGCCCACGGCGACAUCAGCCUGGAGAACGUCCUUCUGCGCGACCGUCCGGACUCGACUGGAGGCCCCGACGUGGCGCUGUUGGACUUCGCGCGGGCCGUCUGUCACGGUGCGUCGGCCCGAGCCGAAGUGCGGCGCCACAUCGGCGCUGGAGACAUGUACCGCCCACCGGAGGGUUGGUGCGUUGAUGCCCGACGUGCCGACUUGUUUGCUUGCGGAGUGGUGGGCUAUGUGUUGGCCAUUGGGACCUACCCCUGGCAGAGCACCCGAGGCUGCAAGGCCUUCGAGUACGUCAAGAAGAAUGGCUUGGCCCGCUUCUUCCAGAAGCGCACGGUCCCGGUUGGUUCAGCUCAGGUGCCCGUGGCCGAGCUACUGUCGCCACGCCUUCAAGCAGCGCUCAUGGCACUCCUUGAUGUGGACUCCUUCCACUGCUCCGAGCUCUGCGAAAUGCUUCUGGAUGGACUCUUGAUGGAGCAGAGGGCCCAGCCCUUGGAGACGGAGCCGGCGACGCCUUUGUCUCGAUGCUUUGGUGGGGUGUUUUUCGUUGUCAAGUGCUUGGUGAGAUGACCCAUGGAGGGUUUGGAAUGGUCAAACGACGAAUUCAAGAAAUGGAGUUGGUCCGAUACGACAGCAGUUCGGAGGAGUUUUUUGUUGACCAAGAUCGGUUUGGCCAUUUCCUGUGGUUUUUCAGGAUUUUCGAGAGGAGUAGAUCGACCGGCAGGAAGAAGCAGGCGGCAACCCAAGAAACUUGGGAUUUUCGGGGAGGUUGGCAUGACCCUCUGGGUGCCAACUAUCUUGAGCCAGCUUGCCUCCUGAAAAGGUUCAAUUGUAGGGCACGCUGCAGUUAAGCCAUUAAGGCCAAGCGGCCGUGUGUCUAGCCCCAAUCUUGUGAUUUCAAUAUUUAUAUAUACUGUAUUUCAAUCGCGACGGGCCACACCCAAAUGAGAGCUCUUACGAUAGUUUCUUGAAUUCUGGAGUCAUCAUAUGAAUUCGUGGCGUGUGUCCAAGGCCAAAAAGUUUUGCACGACACCUCAAGCAACUGAAGUUUGGGUGGGGUCCGACUUCAUGACCGCCUGAUCCAGGUCAGGCUGCCGGCGCCCCCGGCCUGGUUUUUUCCAAGCAGAAGAGUUUUUGAACAUGCACCUGGAUGGUGAAGAGGAAGACUCCAUUGGCAGAUAUCCCAGGAGAAUUGAAGUCUUCAUGUUGUGGGCUUGUGAAAGGUCUUGGGUUUUCUGCUGUUCGCGGCGAUUGCGAGACUGGCCGCUCCAA
Molecule: messenger RNA, 1902 nt
Organism: Durusdinium trenchii
Lineage: Eukaryota; Dinophyceae; Suessiales; Symbiodiniaceae
Source: the annotation of a GenBank genome assembly